CCCGAGGGAACACCCGCGGGUGCCGCCGCCUCACCAGCGGGUCCCAUAAAGGGGGUCGGCGCCGGGCGGGUGGUGGAGGGCAGGAUGGAGCCGUGGAGAGCGCUGCCGCCGCUGCUGCUGGCGCUGGCGCUGGCCAGGGCCACCACGCCGGGGCCCAAGGAGUCCACGCCGGGGCCGGAGGGGUCCCCGCCGGGGCCGCCGGGCUCCGUGCCGCCGGGGCUCCGGGCCGUCGGCUACGAGGAGGCGGUGGCGGCGGCCGUGGAGCUGCUCAACCUCAGGGCCGCCAGCCCCUACGUCCUGCGGCUCCGGGACGCCCUGCCCCGGCCCGGCUGGCCCGGGGACCUGCGGCGGCGGCUGGAGCUGAGCUUCACCGUGGAGGAGACGUCGUGCCGGGCGCCGGGGCCGCUCACCGCCGCCUGCAAGAGCGGCUGGCUCAGGGCGGUGAGAUGGUGCCGGGGAUGGGCGUUCCUGGAGCAGCAGCAGCCCACGGUGCAGCUCUCCUGCGACAACGUGCCCAUCGCGUUCGGCCGCACCGGGACGUCGCGACUGAGCAGCAUCAUCAGCAGCAUCAGGGAGCGUUUCCGCAGCUUCAUCCAGUGCGGCAAGAUCUGGAUCCGCGACAGGCUCCCGCUCCAACAGCCCAGCCCCUGAGCGGGUGACACCGCGCGCGUGUGUGUCCCCGUGUCCCCGCCGCCCCCCGCACCCCUCCGCCCCCCGCCCGGGCGCUCUGCUUGCAAUAAACAUCCCCGAAAGGCUG
Colius striatus (speckled mousebird) is the source of this 757-nucleotide messenger RNA. RefSeq names its product cathelicidin-B1-like. Gene Ontology annotation, biological process: antimicrobial humoral immune response mediated by antimicrobial peptide; defense response to Gram-positive bacterium; innate immune response. Gene Ontology annotation, cellular component: extracellular region. NCBI's taxonomy places the organism in Eukaryota, Metazoa, Chordata, Aves, Coliiformes, Coliidae. The record is from RefSeq and is a predicted model, not a curated record. Gene Ontology annotation, molecular function: lipopolysaccharide binding. The transcript is spliced from 4 exons. Bases 85 to 651 code for a protein of 188 amino acids.